GUUGGACAAAGCUGUUGACAGGGAAGGGACUUAACUCUGGAUGUGUGUUAAAAUUGUAAAUAUUUUAACUCUCUCGUCUUUUAACUUCAACAACAGGAAUGAAAUAGUCAAAGUCAAAUCGUAGAAAACAUCUUGUAUGUUGGCAGAAUGAGAAGAUCAGCUGCACCAAGUCAAGCAGGUCGGCCGAAGUUUGUAUCUCCUAUUCUUUUAUCAAAAUCAACAACUACUACUGUCAUAAAUAAGCAGGCACCUACUUGUACAAAUACAAGUGUCCCUGAGGCAUGUCAGAAAAGCAAUAUAUUGAAGAGGAUAUUUCCUGAAUCAUGUAAUAAUGGACAAUGUGAUGAAGAGACAUCAUCAGAUGAUAAGGAUGAUAGUAAACAGGCAGAUGGUGAUAGUGAAGAAAACUUUGUUUCUCAAGUGGCAAAGAAACCAAGAUUUCAGGCUCCAUCAUUUAAUACACCUACAAUCUCUUCAUCUCCAGUCACCAAAUUAAAAACAAAUAAUGAAAACAUAGGUGAAGAGGAUAAAGGUAUUGCUAGUGGUUAUUUUAGUGUUGUCUGGUGCAAGAGGUCCAAUAAAAAGCAUAAGAAAUGGGAAGGAGAUGCUGUACUUGUAACAAGAGGUAGAAGUGUUACAUUGUAUGAUAUAGAGGGAAAAGAGAUUGGUAAAGGUUCUGGUUACAAGUCAGCAGAGUUGGCUUCUCUGAAGGAAGAUGAAACUCUCCCUAUUGGAGGAAAAGAAAUUCAGGUCAUGUCAUUGUUGACAGAAGACCUAUUCAAGUCUGGUAAAUGUUUCACAGGAAACACAGUGACAUCUAGUGCUCCAUUACCUAAAGUGCCAGUGAAAAAUGUAUCAAAGCCAUUCAGUAAACCAUUGAAGGCUGGAUGCAUAGACAGUACAGUAUCAAAACCUGAGCCUGUAGUGGUCAAACCUCGAUAUGAUCCAACUAUACCUGGUGCCCUUGUUAUGCCAGCACCCAGUGAUAGUCACCAGUGGCAAUGGAACAAGAGAUCCCUUCCUGUAGUGGAUGUUGUCAUUGAUCCUUAUCUCUCCUCCAAUCUCAGACCUCAUCAAAGAGAAGGGGUCACUUUCUUAUAUGAGUGUGUCAUGGGAUAUAGAAAUUACAGUGGGCAGGGGGCAAUUCUUGCAGAUGACAUGGGGCUUGGGAAAACAUUGCAGUGUAUUUCUUUAAUAUGGACACUGUACAAACAGGGACCAUAUGGAGGAAAGCCUGUAGCUAAAAGAAUACUCGUAAUAACACCAGGUAGUCUAGUGAAGAAUUGGCAUCAGGAAUUUAAGAAGUGGCUUGGAUUUGAAAGGUUGCAAGUUUAUGCUGUAAGCUCAGACAAGAAAGUUGAGGAUUUUAUGAAGACAUCUUUAUACCCAGUGUUGAUUAUCUCAUAUGAGAUGUUUGUGAGAAUGUUUGAGACCUUACAACAGCUAACAUUUGACCUUAUUGUUUGUGAUGAAGGUCAUAGGCUGAAGAAUACCAACAUUAAAACUACAUCUUUGAUAAUGAGUUUACCUACACAGAGAAGAGUUGUAUUGACUGGUACACCAAUACAGAAUGAUUUACAAGAAUUCUUUUCUAUAGUAGAAUUUUGUAAUCCAGGAGUGCUAGGCACUAGCGCUGGUUUUAGAAGAGUGUACGAGGAUCCAAUUGUAGCAUCUCGUCAACCAGGUGCUACUAAGGAAGAGAUUUCAUUGGGUGAAGAAAGAGGAGUGGAGCUUAGCAGAAUGACUCAGAUGUUUAUAUUGAGAAGGACGCAGGAAAUCAACAACAAAUAUCUCCCACCUAAACGAGACAUAGUGUUAUUUUGCCGACCAUCUGCCCUGCAACUUACCUUGUAUCAACAAUUGUUACGCUGUCAACUGAUCCGGUCUUGUUUGUCUGGUAGUAUGUCUGGUUCACCACACCUAAUUUGUAUUGGAGCUUUAAAACAGCUGUGUAACCAUCCUUCUCUUGUAUACAAGAAAUCAUUGGAGCAUGAAGACAACAAAAACUGUGAAGAUUAUGAUGAAAAUAGGUCAGUAUAUGGAGGUUUACACAGCUUAUUCCCUGAGGGAUUCUGUAUAGAUAAAGGUCUGGAGGAACAUUCUGGCAAGUUGGCUGUAUUGAGCUCCUUAUUACAACAUCUUAACUCAGUACAGUCUUGUAAACCAGAGAAAAUUGUUGUUGUAUCCAAUCAUACAAAGACAUUAGACUUAAUUCAGUGUUUAUGUGAUCAGAUACAGUAUAAAUAUUUAAGACUUGAUGGACAGACUCCAACCAGUAAAAGACAGGAACUUGUUCAGAGAUUUAAUAGUAAACAUUCUCCAGAAUUUAUUUUCUUGUUGAGUUCUAAGGCUGGAGGCGUAGGUUUGAAUCUUGUUGGGGCAUCACGAUUGGUUCUCUAUGAUAUAGACUGGAACCCAGCUAAUGAUUUACAGGCAAUGGCUAGAGUAUGGAGGGAUGGACAGAAAAAUGUUGUUCAUAUAUAUAGGUUAUUGACCACAGGAAGUAUAGAGGAGAAGAUAUAUCAGAGACAGAUUAGUAAACAAGGAUUGAGUGGAGCAGUGAUGGAUGUCAGGGAGAAAAAUACUGCUGUACAAUUCUCAUUGGAAGAUCUCAGGGAUUUAUUUUCUGUAAACAUGUCAACAGACUGUGAUACACAUGAUCUACUCAACUGUGAUUGUGGUGCUAGAAAUACUGUUCAACCAGUCCAGCAAAAUAUUCACACAGCCACUAACAGACCAUGUCAACUAGGGGUCAAAGCUAUGCCUAAGAGACAGAAUUUAGGCAUGGAUGAGUUGAUGGAAUGGAAACACUUGCCCAGUUCUGUCAUAAACAAACAUCCCACAUGGUAUUUACAAGAUACAAUACAAAAUGUUUCAUUUGUAUUCUACAAUGAAAUCAAUGGAAAUACAAAACAGGACAGUAACAUCAGUGGAGUAACUUGAUCAUAACAGUGCAUGGGAGAAUGUGAAACAAGACUAGAUCAGUGAUCAAAUUUUUUAACUGGCACUGCCAGUUGAAACAAAACAAUUUUAUGGAAGAGCUAGUGUUUUAAAAAGAAAGGAAACACGCUUUCAGGGACAAUAAUUGAAUUAUUGAUGUGCUAUUGAUAAAAUAAAAGUUUGCUCCAUAUAUUUUAAGAAGCUGAAGCGGGUAAUUUUAUAGUUAUCACUUUUUGUAAAUGAUAGUAAAUCAGUAACAGACAUUUUAAUAUUGCACACAUUAAUCCAAACACUAAUAUCAAAGGUCUACAUGUUAGCUACAAACAUUUGUGUUAUCUAUAAACUAAAAUUACAUGCUCAUCAACUCCUGUGUUCAGAUCAUAAUUUAUCUUUAUUGUUCAACAAUUGAAAUAAAUACAAUUGGAAAAAAAGAA
Messenger RNA from Ruditapes philippinarum (Manila clam), 3374 nucleotides. RefSeq names its product DNA repair and recombination protein RAD54B-like. Gene Ontology annotation, biological process: reciprocal meiotic recombination; double-strand break repair via homologous recombination. The transcript is spliced from 26 exons. The record is from RefSeq and is a predicted model, not a curated record. NCBI's taxonomy places the organism in Eukaryota, Metazoa, Mollusca, Bivalvia, Venerida, Veneridae. Gene Ontology annotation, molecular function: DNA translocase activity; ATP-dependent chromatin remodeler activity; ATP binding. The coding region runs from base 148 to 2943 and encodes 931 amino acids. Gene Ontology annotation, cellular component: nucleus.